AUGGAACUGAAGCUAACUCUACUAGGGAUCCUCUCCUCUUGCCAUGCAAAUGGAACGGAGUACGAACUUUCGGUGGUGGAUGAGGAAGUGUUCAGCAGUUGUCAGGAUGUUGCUCCCGGCACUCUGGACAUAAAUGGCCUUUUGGAUUUGUCGGAAUUCUCAACUACCUUGGAUGCUGAUGGAGUGACUGUUAGCGGAAACACGACUUUGGUGUGGGACAUCCAAAUGGAGGAUCGCGUAACGCUGUCUAUUAAGCUUCUCUUUGAUCGAGGCUCCUGGAUGCCGACAGUGUUCUCUUUGGUUAUAAAGGAUUUCUGUAAGUCCAUGUACGACGAAAAUCAGAUGUGGUAUAAAGUCUGGACCCAACAUAUUAAAAACGACAUUAAGGAUAAAUGUGUUAAUAUUCCUGGGACAAAAAUUAUGUUGGACAUAAUGCUAAGCUUGACGGCUACAACCACGGGACCAUUUCGUCUAGGUCGCUAUAAAGCCAUUGUUAUGUUCCACGCUUACGAUUUUUCCGGGGUCGAGAGGCCAACUCGCAUAUGCUUUGAAAUAUUGGGCGACGUAUAUAAAGUCAAGAAGUAA
Drosophila suzukii is the source of this 585-nucleotide messenger RNA. RefSeq lists its product as uncharacterized. The record is from RefSeq and is a predicted model, not a curated record. Lineage: Eukaryota; Metazoa; Arthropoda; Insecta; Diptera; Drosophilidae.